AUGACGCCCGUAGAGAUCAUCGGUCUCGUCAGCGCCGUGAUAACGUUCAUCGACUUCGCUGCCGAGAAUGUCGCUGUCGCUCGGGAGAUCCAAAAGUCGGGCAGCGCUGCGGUGAAGGGAAACGAGGAUCUGGAGCGCCGAAUCAAGUUGUUCGACGACCAGAUUGCGAGUCUUCAUCGCACGACACCGGGAGCCACAAGAGACGUCCACGAGGCCCAGUUGCUGAAACUGUUGGACGAGUACAAGGAUCUGACGGUCAACCUGCUCUCGCUCCUCGGCGGACUCAAGUCUACCAAGAAACGACACGUUCUAUGGAAGUCCGCGAAGAACUUUCUCAGAAAGGACGAGAAAGAAAGUCUUGUUCAGGACUUGGAAAACUGUCGUACGAGGAUUCACCUUCAAUUGACGCAGGUGAUGAGACACGAUCUCGGCCGACGCCUCGACAACAUCAGCGACCAAGGGGAACAACAAAUCGCCGAGUUGAAGACUCUGAGGCAAAGCACCGAAGCCCUUGAGACCAAGAUGAAGUCAUGGGAACACAUGCCCGAUGUCUUGGAUGAAGUCCGCUCGCUUGUUGCCCAAGUCAAUGGUGCCCUGAGUCGAAAGGCGCAACGUCGAAUUCUUGAGAGUCUGUGGGUUGAGGGCAUGGUCGACAGAUUUGAGGAAGUCGAAGAAGCCCACGAAGCUACGUUCGAGUGGAUCGUUGAUCAUGAUCAACUGCUCGAAGACGAGACUCCAGAAGAGUCCGCCGCACGCCAACAGAUGGUUGACUGGUUGACUCGGGGACAUGGUAUUUUCCAUAUUACCGGGAAGCCAGGUGCGGGAAAGUCAACUCUCAUGAAAUUUCUGUGUCAAAGCCCAAAGACCCUGGAUUAUUUGAACACCUGGUCUGGAGAGAAGUCCUUGGUGAUAAGCAAUUUCUUCUUCUGGAGACUGGGUACGAAAGUGCAAAAGUCGCUAGAAGGAUUACGGCGCUCUUUGUUAUACUCGAUCCUGGAAAAACUACCUGAUCUCAUCCCAACCGUCUUGCCUGAGCUAUGGAAGUCCACUUUCGAUGAUCGAGUCAUGAAGGUUCGCGCCAACGACGUCGACACGGCCCUUGAGAGACUUCUGUCCCAGGGCAACUUCCUAUCCUCGCACAGGCUGGUCUUCUUCAUCGAUGGUCUUGACGAAUUUGAUGGGGAUCACGACAAGAUGAUGAAGCAGGGAGUGGGAGAUAUUUACACGAAGACUGGCAUCCUCUCCGAAUAUAAGACUCCAUGA
Messenger RNA from Colletotrichum karsti, 1263 nucleotides. RefSeq lists its product as uncharacterized. The record is from RefSeq and is a predicted model, not a curated record. The transcript is spliced from 3 exons. The coding region runs from base 1 to 1263 and encodes 420 amino acids. NCBI's taxonomy places the organism in Eukaryota, Fungi, Ascomycota, Sordariomycetes, Glomerellales, Glomerellaceae.